This is a messenger RNA of Xenopus tropicalis (tropical clawed frog), 718 nucleotides long. RefSeq lists its product as uncharacterized. NCBI's taxonomy places the organism in Eukaryota, Metazoa, Chordata, Amphibia, Anura, Pipidae. The transcript is spliced from 5 exons. The coding region runs from base 1 to 708 and encodes 235 amino acids. The record is from RefSeq and is a predicted model, not a curated record.
AUGUUUGCAGUAGAUGUGAUCUACUUGGAUAUUGUCAAAGUGUUUGAUACAGUGCCACAUAGAUGUUUGCUUUUUAAACUUAUCUCUGUUGGUAGUAAUGCUUGCUUUGAUGCAAAGACUGAAAAUGCAAGCACAGUUGCAACAGAAGACAAUAGUAACUUUGGAAAGAAUAACAGUAUGAAACAAGAUAAGAGGAUAAUAUUUGUACAGGUAGCUUAUGAAAAUAUAAUAAAAGGGCAGCACCACCACAACUGCAGUCCUAAAGUCCCAGAAGACUGGCAUCCUACCCAGACUACUGGCAACAGCAGCGUCAUCGGAAGUGCUGCCCCUCCCCUCCGUGCCGCCAGCCCGCCGCACACACACACUCGGCUCCACUCGCUCCUCUCCAGCCACCUGAGCUGCACUACAGAGCGGGGGAACCUGCCCAAAGAGCCGAGCACCACACGGGGCGCCACUUCUCCUCCGGCACCUCCUCAGCCACUGGCGGCCCCCCUGCCCCGGCAACCGCUGCUCCCGUUUCAAGAAGGAUGGCGAGCUGUGAGCUCCCAGAAGAUGCCCUCCUGUCCGCCCUCCUCUCCGGUCACUCCUCCUGCAACCAGGUACUCCUUGAUCAAGCAGUUCUGCAUGAUACUGGUGUGGAGAUUGCUCAGAGCCAACAGGAGGAAUACCAUUAUAAGAGUUAAUCUUAAACUGAAUAAAAUCAAUUAAACAAAUCUGA